AUGGUUGGACGCGUCAAGAACUCUGCUUCUAAGACUAAAACCACUGCCAGCCCCGCCGCCAAAGAUGGCCGAGACAUUGCUUUCACUGUAUCGGGAGCCCACGCUCAGCCGCUGGCUGUCUCCUACAACGACCGGGUCCGCCCUCUGCUCGACGCGGUCGACAGGCUGCGUAGCCUCAUGGUCAUGAAGGAGGGCAUCCAGCUGCCCACCAUCGUCGUCGUCGGCGACCAGUCCUCCGGCAAGUCGAGCGUCCUCGAGUCCCUCGCCGGCAUCAACCUCCCGCGUGGGCAGGGGAUUUGCACCCGUGUCCCUCUCGUUAUGCGACUCCAAGACAGCCCUUAUGCUGAUCGCCCCGAGCUCUACCUCGAGUUCAACGGCAAAGCCGUCCACACGGACGAGAACCACAUAUCCGAGGCCAUUAAUGCAGCCACUGAAGAGAUCGCGGGCCACGGCAAGGGCAUAUCGAACGCCCCGCUGACUCUGGUCGUCAAGAAAGACGGCGUCCCGGACUUGACCAUGGUCGACUUGCCCGGAAUCACGAGAGUGCCCGUGCAUGGCCAGCCCGAGAACAUCUACGAGCAGAUCUCGGAGAUGAUCAUGGAGUACAUUAAGCCUGAGGAGAGCAUCAUCCUCAAUGUCUUGUCGGCCACCGUCGACUUCUCCACUUGCGAGUCCAUAAGGAUGUCUCAAAUGGUGGACAGGACCGGCAAGAGGACUCUGGCCGUCGUCACAAAGGCUGAUAAAUCUCCAGAGGGCUUGCACGAGAAGGUGACGGCCGACGAUGUCAAUAUAGGGCUUGGUUAUGUCUGCGUGAGGAACAGGAUUGGUGAAGAGUCCUACGAAGAAGCGAGGCUGGAAGAGGCGAAGCUGUUCGACACGCACCCUCAACUUCGGAGGAUCGAUAAGUCCAUCGUCGGUGUGCCUGUCUUGGCACAAAAGCUGAUGCACAUUCAAGCCACCAUUAUGGCCAAGUGCUUGCCUGAGAUUGUGAGGAAGGUGAAUGACAAGCUGAACGCAAACCUCGUCGAGCUCAAGAGGAUGCCCAAGAAUCUAACGUCGGUCGCAGAGGCCAUGACGGCCUUCAUGCAGAUCAUGGGGCUGGCGAAGGAGUCGCUGAGGAAACUCUUGCUGAGAAGCGAGUUCGACGAGUACCCAGACGAGAAGAACAUGCACUGCACGGCCAGGCUGGUGGAGAUGCUGAACCAAUACUCAGAUGACCUCCAAAACUGUGAAGAAAAUGACCUGAGGAUCAACUUCUUGUUGGAGGAAAUGGAGGUCUUGGAAGAGGCGAAAGGGAUCGGGCUCCCGAACUUCCUCCCUCGCGCAGCCUUCAUCACCAUCUUGCAGCAGAAGGUGAAGCGGGUGUCGAGCAAGCCUCCGAUUUUCGUGGUUCAUGUAUGGGACUACAUCGAGGGCGUUGUGAGCCGGGUGUUGAUGCAACAAUCGGAGAAUUAUCCUCAGCUUCAGUCUUUGAUGAGAAGAGCACUGUCCAAUCUGAUCACCAAGAUAAAGGAGAAGGCCACGAAUAGGAUGAUGGAGGUUGUGGAAAUGGAGAAGCUCACUGACUUCACGUGCAACCCCGAGUACAUGUUGGAGUGGAAUAAUUUGAUGAGCCAGCAGCACAUGUUCAUGGAGGCGAUCAAUGAUGAAACGAAGCCAAGCAACAUUGUCCUCCAGGGGAUCGGGGAGGUCGACGUGGGCAACCUCAGGCAUCGAAAGCAGCUGAUCGAGCAGGCGUUCGAUCUCAAGAUGAGAAUGACAGCAUACUGGAAGAUAGUCUUGAGGAGGUUUGUCGACUCAAUGGCGCUGCAUCUGCUGUUCACCGUGCAGAACUUGGUGAAUAAGGAGAUGGAGACGGAGAUCGUGGGCGAGCUGAUCGGGCCCAACGGCAGCGGUGGCGGCAUCGAGAGGAUGCUAGAGGAAGCGCCGGCAGUGGCAGCAAAGCGAGAGAAGCUUAACCGGAGCAUCAAGCUGUUGAGGGAGUCUGCAGAGGUGGUCUCCAAGAUCAGGGACCGGAUUGCUACCGACCGUGACUACAAUGAUUGA
Rhodamnia argentea is the source of this 2046-nucleotide messenger RNA. Its product is annotated as dynamin-related protein 4C-like. The record is from RefSeq and is a predicted model, not a curated record. Gene Ontology annotation, cellular component: cytoplasm; microtubule; membrane. The transcript is spliced from 2 exons. Lineage: Eukaryota; Viridiplantae; Streptophyta; Magnoliopsida; Myrtales; Myrtaceae. Bases 1 to 2046 code for a protein of 681 amino acids. Gene Ontology annotation, molecular function: GTP binding; microtubule binding; GTPase activity.